CCUUCAUUUUAUUUUCUUGAGAAAUAACAAUAAAAAAAAAAAGACCUAGUUUGUUCUUUAGUUAUGCCAAAAGAACAAAAACUGAAUGAAAAUCAACUAUUAAACAACAAACAACAAAGACAACAAAUCAACAUGCCUACUUCAUCUGUUUCCCAAGCUUACCCUUUUGGUAUCUCAUUUUCUUCCAACGUACAGAUAAGCGAAAGUGAUGAUAUUGCAUACAUUGAAAAAAGAACUGCUCAUAACGCCCUCGAAAGACAAAGAAGAGAAGGACUUAAUUCUAAGUUUCAAGAACUUGCUCAUGUCUUGCCUGCAUUGCAACAAAUUCGAAGACCCAGCAAGAGCAUGAUUGUCGCCAAAUCUCUUGAGUUUGUCUCAAACGCUCAAGAAAGAGAAUCAGAAUACCAAGAACAACUACGUACUUUACGUAAAGAAAACGAACAGUUGAUGAGACAAGCUAGCCUUUCUAGAAAACGAAACAAAAAACAAGAACGCAAAAGCAAAAGUCCAUCACCUAAACAGCAAGAAGAACCGGCUUCUCAUGAAACACCAUCUCCUAAACAAGAAUAUAUUAGCAAGAAACGAUCCAGAGAAGAUGCUUCACCGCCCAUGGAUUCACCUCAACAGCUAUUGUCUCCUCCCCUUGUUCAAUCUAAUGUAAACAAGAAGAGAAAGAAAAACACAACAACUGAAACACAAAGCUCAUCUUAUACUCUUCAACCCCUGACGACAGAACAACCCUCGAUGGCACAAAGGCAGUUUUAUCAUCAAAGAUACGAUAGUGUCCAAUCUGUUUCAACCUCUUCUACAUCUUCCAACUUCAUUUCUGCUCAAAUACAACCUGAAAUGAUAUCGCCUGCAGUGUCUAGACACAACAGCCUUACGAUUAGUGACCCAUUAUCAUUGGCAUUCAACAAUGAAAACAAUAGCGACAUGCUGAUAAAUCCGUCUUUCAAUAUGACUUCACCCUUUGGAACAGAACAUGUCUUUUACAACACAUUUGAUCAUAUUGUUAGUUCCAUUCCUGCUUUAAGAACCCCAAUCGGUAGUUCUUCUUCUUCUGUGAUUCAGCCACAGCAACAACCAGAAGAAACCAAUUAUGACCCAACAUUAGAUAUUUUAAAUUCCUUUAUGCAAGCACAAGACCCUUCUUCUGAACAUCAAUACUGGCAUUGAUCUUCUAAAGAAACCUACAAUGUUAUUUUGAACUCUUUUAUGCAAGCACAAGUUCCCUUUUUUUUUUUUUGAACGUCAAUACUGGCAUUGAUCUUCU
Gilbertella persicaria is the source of this 1273-nucleotide messenger RNA. RefSeq lists its product as uncharacterized. Gene Ontology annotation, molecular function: protein dimerization activity; DNA-binding transcription factor activity. Gene Ontology annotation, biological process: positive regulation of transcription by RNA polymerase II. Gene Ontology annotation, cellular component: RNA polymerase II transcription regulator complex. Lineage: Eukaryota; Fungi; Mucoromycota; Mucoromycetes; Mucorales; Choanephoraceae. The transcript has 6 exons. Bases 64 to 1176 code for a protein of 370 amino acids. The record is from RefSeq and is a predicted model, not a curated record.